AUGAACAGCAAUUGGGUACUGAAUGAAUCCACGUUACUCCAACUGACAUCCGUUUUAAUUCGUUCCAUGUCUUCGUUGGCACACGAGAGAUGUGAAGCAAUGGAAACCUUAGAGUCUUUUAAGUUACAGGUAGAAUUCAUUAACAACUUAUGUUUUCUGCUUGUUGAAGGUAUGGAAAAUCCUCUUUUGAAAUCAAACUUUAGUUCCAGAGACCUUCAGAAUGUUAGUGCUACGUCAGGAAUGCUGUUGAAAAAUACUAUUAUACAACAAACUUCUGGUAAAUUUGGCUAUGAAUUGGCGUACUUCAAAGCCAAUAUUUUUAGAGGUCUGUGUUCUACAUCUUCGUUAAUUUCUAAUAUCAGCGGGAUUGCCGUUGCAUCCAUGUUUAGUUACUACAGUAGACAGCACAGAGAUGAUGUAGUGGGACUAGAGACACUUUCCAAACUUUUGGAAAUGACAUUUCAGGGUAAUUUGGCAUCCAUCAAGGCAAUGUCUAAAAUUAUGGAAGACAAUGCUCAAUUUUUUCAGUUAACUUGGGCCGGAACUGACAAUUUGUUGGAAUUUUUAGUGGAUUGUUUUAUGCAAAUCAUUACGGAAUCCGGUGAUCCUGAGAUUAGGGCAGAAGCAAUUAAAUGUAUUAACAGUGUGAUACCACUGAAUGCCCAGUGCUUUCUUGUAAAGAUAUAUUCAUUCUUAGACUGUUUGUUUCAACUAGCGACAACAAAUUCGAAUGAUUUGGUUAGAAAGCAGGUUUGUAUUGCAUUCAGCAACAUAUUGGAAUGCAGGCCUGAUACGCUGGUUCCUCAUAUGCAAGGAAUUUUACAAUUUGCAUUACACCUCAUUGAUACCUGUAAUGAAGAAGACGUUGCAUUGGAUGCAUGCGAAUUUUUGUUUUCAUUCUCAACAAAUUCUAAUAUUCCUGAACAUAUGCUUAAACCAUAUAUUUCUGCUAUCAUCCCAGUAUUGUUAAGAAAAAUGGUCUAUAAUGAGGAUUCAAUUGCUACUUUCGAAUUAAAUAACGGAGAUGAUGCUGAUUUUGAGGAUAAAGAUGAAGAUAUCAAACCCGUUUCUGCGAAAAUAAGAAAGGGUAGUGAUAACGAGGAGGAUGAAGAGGGUGAAGAUUACGGUGAUGAUAGUUUUAUGGAUAAUAGUGGCACUGGUAGCGAUUGGAAUCUCAGGAAAUGUUCUGCAGCUACUUUAGACUCUCUGGCUAAUCUUUUCCCUCAUGAAGUUGUUGUAGUUGCUUUCCCAUUGCUGAGAGAAUCUUUGACAUCAGAGCAUUGGUUCAUCCGGGAAGCUUGUAUCUUGGCUCUCGGUGCCAUAGUAGAAGGUGGGAUUCAAUAUUUUGAUAACCAUUUACCUGCAUUAAUUCCCUUUUUGGUCGAACAAUUGAGGGAUGAAUGGGCUGCAGUGAGGAAGAUAACUUGUUGGACAUUGAGUAGGUUUUCGACUUGGAUACUGAAUGAUCAUACUGAGUUCCUAGUUCCUGUCUUAGAGCCAAUCCUUAACACACUGCUGGAUCGCAAGAAAGAAGUUCAACAAUCAGCAAUUACAGCAGUUGCAGUAUUUAUCGAAAACUCCGAUUCUGAAUUAAUUGAAGCUAUAUUAUACACAGAGCUAUUAAAUACCUUUAGUCGCUGCUUCCAACACUAUAAAAAGAAGAAUCUAAUUGUACUAUAUGAUGCAAUAGGCAGGUUAUCUGAAAAAGUCGAACUUGAAGACUCAGCAAUCCAAUUACUUUUGCCACCUCUGAUAUCUAAAUGGACAUCAUUGAGCGAUAACGACAAAGAAUUAUGGCCAUUAUUAGAAUGUUUGUCUUAUGUUUCUGCGUCAUUAGGUGAAAGGUUCAUGCCCAUGGCCCCAGACGUUUACAAUAGAGCAUUUAGAAUAUUGGUACAUUGUGUUGAUAUGGAAACAAAAUCACAUAGCGAUCCAACAAUCCAGGUUCCCGAAAAGGAUUUCACUAUAACGUCUUUAGAUUUAAUUGAUGGGUUAGUGCAGGGCCUGGGACAAAAAUCUCAAGAAAUAUUGUUCCCCAAUAACGAUGUUACGAUAUUGCAACUCAUGUUGCAAUGUCUUAACGAUCCAAAUCAUGAUGUCAGACAGAGUACAUUUGCACUACUUGGUGAUAUUACUAUGUGCUACGACACCAAACUAUUACAAUCGGCGAUUGCCGACUUACUCAAAUCCAUAAUUAGCGAAUUAUCGUACAGCGAUGACUCAGAUGCUGUAUCUAGUGUUAACAAUGCUGUGUGGUCCCUUGGCUUAAUUGCUGAACGUCUAGACAUAGGCGAAUACAUUUUCGACAUAUCAAGAGCUGUUCUCGAUCUCUUCACUACAAACACCACCAUCGUUCACCGCUCUAUUAUGGAAAACUUGGUUGUCACCAUUGGACGUCUCGCACACUAUCAUCCAGAACAAUUCGUCUCUGGAUUAUUUGCUUCGCCGGCCAUCAUUACCAGAUGCUGUCAGAUAGCAAAAGAUUUAGACGAUCCAGAUGAAAAAUCAUCUUCAUACUACGGCCUAAUAAAAAUUUGCAACAUCAUGGAUUCUAAUAAAUACCUCCCCAUUAAAGCAAUUAAGUAUUUUGUUCAAGGGUUGGCUGUAAACUUGCCUCGAGAACAUAUUUCACACUGGCAGGAAGAUUUAAAUGCCUUAUUCCUCAGACAUCAAACGCAAAUUAGUCAGUUAGCUCAUCGCUUUACGAAUGAUGAGGCUGCUAUAAUAUCCUUUGUAAUGAACUAG
Messenger RNA from Eremothecium cymbalariae DBVPG#7215, 2745 nucleotides. RefSeq names its product Kap104p (gene KAP104). The transcript has a single exon. Gene Ontology annotation, molecular function: protein binding; nuclear import signal receptor activity. Gene Ontology annotation, biological process: protein import into nucleus. Lineage: Eukaryota; Fungi; Ascomycota; Saccharomycetes; Saccharomycetales; Saccharomycetaceae. Gene Ontology annotation, cellular component: cytoplasm; nucleus. The record is from RefSeq and is a predicted model, not a curated record. Bases 1 to 2745 code for a protein of 914 amino acids.